CCGGCGUCCCUCCUGCCGCCGCCACCACCGCUAGCGCCCUCGCUGCCUCAAGUUCUCGCCGCUUCCCUUCCCUGCCAUUCCAGCUUAAGCCAGCCCCGGCCUGCCCCUAAACGGCUUCAUGGCGUACAGUCAGGGAGGCGGCAAGAAGAAAGUCUGUUACUACUACGACGGUGACAUUGGGAACUAUUAUUAUGGGCAAGGGCACCCAAUGAAGCCUCAUAGGAUUCGCAUGACGCACAACUUGUUGCUAAAUUAUGGUUUGUACAGAAAAAUGGAAAUUUACCGGCCCCACAAAGCUACAGCAGAAGAAAUGACCAAAUACCACAGUGAUGAGUACAUCAAAUUUCUUCGCUCGAUAAGACCUGACAAUAUGUCUGAGUAUAGCAAACAGAUGCAAAGAUUUAAUGUUGGAGAAGAUUGUCCUGUGUUUGAUGGACUAUUUGAGUUCUGUCAGCUGUCUACAGGAGGCUCUGUGGCUGGAGCAGUAAAAUUGAACAGACAGCAGACAGACAUGGCUGUUAAUUGGGCUGGAGGACUUCAUCAUGCUAAGAAGUCAGAGGCAUCUGGCUUCUGUUAUGUCAAUGAUAUUGUGCUUGCUAUUCUUGAGUUACUGAAAUACCACCAAAGAGUGCUAUACAUUGAUAUUGAUAUCCAUCAUGGUGAUGGUGUUGAAGAAGCAUUUUAUACAACAGAUCGUGUUAUGACAGUAUCAUUCCAUAAAUAUGGUGAAUAUUUCCCUGGCACAGGGGAUUUGAGGGACAUAGGUGCUGGAAAAGGCAAAUAUUAUGCUGUCAACUUUCCAAUGAGAGAUGGAAUAGAUGAUGAGUCAUAUGGACAGAUUUUUAAGCCAAUUAUAUCCAAAGUCAUGGAGAUGUACCAGCCUAGUGCUGUGGUGCUGCAAUGUGGGGCAGAUUCACUGUCUGGUGACAGACUGGGAUGUUUUAAUCUUACUGUCAAAGGCCAUGCUAAAUGUGUGGAAGUUGUGAAGACUUUCAAUUUGCCUCUUCUGAUGCUUGGAGGAGGUGGAUAUACCAUACGUAAUGUCGCGCGAUGUUGGACCUACGAGACUGCUGUUGCUUUAGAUUGUGAAAUUCCUAAUGAAUUGCCAUACAAUGACUACUUUGAGUAUUUUGGACCAGAUUUCAAGCUGCAUAUUAGCCCAUCAAAUAUGACAAAUCAGAACACCCCAGAAUAUAUGGAGAAGAUUAAGCAGCGUUUAUUUGAGAAUUUGCGCAUGUUGCCUCAUGCUCCUGGUGUACAGAUGCAGGCCAUUCCUGAAGAUGCUGUUCAUGAAGACAGUGGGGAUGAAGAUGGGGAAGAUCCAGACAAACGUAUUUCUAUUCGUGCAUCUGAUAAGCGGAUAGCUUGUGACGAAGAAUUUUCUGAUUCUGAAGAUGAAGGGGAAGGUGGGCGCAGAAAUGUUGCUGAUCAUAAGAAAGGAGCAAAGAAAGCCCGAUUAGAAGAAGACAAAAAAGAAACAGAAGACAAAAAAGCAGAUAUUAAAGAGGAAGAUAAAUCCAAGGAUAGCAGUGGUGAAAAGACAGAUACCAAAGGCACAAAAUCAGAACAGCUCAGCAAUCCUUGAAUAUAAAGCCUCACUUCAAUUAAAAGGACACAAUACUAAAUUGAAAACAAAAAUGCUAAAAGGAGCUUUUCAUAUUGGGAAGAGACUGUUGAUUUUCAUUUUGUACAAUUUGGCAUGAAGCAUAUUUAUUUUCAAACAACUGUGUUUUGGUUUUUGGCAAGUUGUAUUGUGAAUUUCCUAAUUAUGAUGCAAAAAUUUGUUCCUUCCACCAGGCUUUAAGUAAUAGUAUUUAAAAUGGUUGUGAGUUAUCAUGUUAAACGUCUAAACUGAUCUAUUAAAAUUUGCCUUUCCUAAACUGAUUUUACCCCUUUUUGUAAUUAUAUCUUUAUUAAAAAAAUUGUACUUGCC
Messenger RNA from Elgaria multicarinata webbii, 1933 nucleotides. RefSeq names its product histone deacetylase 2 (gene HDAC2). The transcript is spliced from 14 exons. Gene Ontology annotation, biological process: negative regulation of transcription by RNA polymerase II. The coding region runs from base 119 to 1585 and encodes 488 amino acids. Gene Ontology annotation, cellular component: NuRD complex; nucleus. NCBI's taxonomy places the organism in Eukaryota, Metazoa, Chordata, Lepidosauria, Squamata, Anguidae. Gene Ontology annotation, molecular function: histone deacetylase activity. The record is from RefSeq and is a predicted model, not a curated record.